AUGACAAAUAACUUUGAGAAAACUCUUGGCGAAGGAGGGUUUGGAGCUGUGUACCACGGUAACUUAAACGGUAAUGAACAAGUAGCUGUUAAAGUUCUCUCUCAGUCCUCAGCUCAAGGCUAUAAGCAAUUUAAGGCUGAGGUAGACCUUCUUCUGAGAGUACAUCACAUAAAUUUGGUAAGCCUUGUUGGUUAUUGUGACGAAGGACAACACUUGGUCCUCAUCUAUGAGUACAUGUCCAACGGAAACUUAAAGCAACAUCUAUCCCGAGAAUAUGCUACUACUCCUUUGAGUUGGGCAAAUAGGCUAAGAAUUGCUGCAGAGACAGCACAAGGAUUGGAGUACUUACACAUCGGAUGCAAACCACCAAUGAUUCAUAGAGAUAUCAAAUCUACGAAUAUACUUCUUGAUAAGAAUUUUCAAGCUAAACUUGGCGAUUUUGGACUUUCAAGAUCUUUUCCAGAGGGUAGUGAAACUCAUGUGUCAACAAACAUUGCUGGAUCGCCAGGUUAUCUUGACCCUGAAUAUUACAGAACAAACUGGCUGACAGAGAAGAGUGAUGUCUUCAGCUUUGGAGUCGUAUUACUGGAAAUCAUUACUAGCCAGCCCGUGAUUGACCAUACACGUGAAAAGUCUCACAUAGGAGAAUGGGUUGGAUUUAGAUUAACUAACGGAGAUAUCAAAAACAUUGUGGAUCCAAGUCUCAUUGGGGAUUAUGACUCUAGUUCAGUUUGGAAGGCUCUUGAGCUAGCAAUGUCAUGCGUUAGUCCAUCCUCGUCUGGAAGACCAAACAUGUCCCAGGUUGCAAAUGAACUAAAAGAGUGUCUCUUAUCUGAAAACUCAAGGAAAGAAGGUAAACAUGAUGUGGACUCCAAAAGUUCUGUUGAACUGAGCACGAGCUUUGGGACUAAACACACUCCUGAUGCACGCUAA
Messenger RNA from Brassica napus (rape), 933 nucleotides. Its product is annotated as probable LRR receptor-like serine/threonine-protein kinase At4g20450. The record is from RefSeq and is a predicted model, not a curated record. Bases 1 to 933 code for a protein of 310 amino acids. NCBI's taxonomy places the organism in Eukaryota, Viridiplantae, Streptophyta, Magnoliopsida, Brassicales, Brassicaceae. Gene Ontology annotation, biological process: protein phosphorylation. Gene Ontology annotation, molecular function: protein kinase activity; ATP binding. The transcript is spliced from 5 exons.